AUGGAUGGACAAAUGGUGGUGAAAGAGGAGGAGGAGGAGGAGGAGGAGGACAACGUCGACAAAGAACCGAAGCUUCUAUCCAGGCACCAAUGUGCAAGAACAAAAGGCGGGGGCGAGAGAGAGGGCGCAGAGCUUUCAGAAGAGUGUCUGCUCUGGCGCUUCCAAAGUCCGAUGUCGGCGAAUCAGCAUCCUAUAGCCGUGCAGUCGAUCUCCGCCACGGGGACACUUGGCAAGGCGCCGUGUACGGAACAGCGACGAAAGGACCCCAAUCCGACGACAGGAAAUCCACUUGACCGCCAAGAUCCGCUAGGCCGCCGUGUCGAAUGUGUCAGACCAAGGACGCCUCGACUUUGCGACAUGGGCAAAGAGAGGCUCGAACGGCACUCGCCAGCUCUCCCCUUCCUUACGGCUGAUCCCGACCCGAACCGCAUCGUGGCUUUCUCCAUCUUGUUGCUCAUCCCGUUGAAACUACAAACGGGGCCAGUGGAUACUGUGCCACGACCAUAG
Molecule: messenger RNA, 507 nt
Organism: Pseudozyma hubeiensis SY62
Lineage: Eukaryota; Fungi; Basidiomycota; Ustilaginomycetes; Ustilaginales; Ustilaginaceae
Product: vegetative incompatibility protein HET-E-1
Exons: 4
Coding region: 1-507 (168 amino acids)
Source: RefSeq, a predicted model, not a curated record